CGCCGGGGCAUGAGGGGCCGCGGGGCGCCGCGCCGCGGCGUCGGCGGCGGGGGGCAUAUGGCAUAGCCGGGGAACGGCGGUGAGAGGCGGACCCGGGGGUAAGAGCGGUCUCGGUGUGGGCGAGCGCGGCUCCCUGCAUGUGGAAAGUGAGGCGAGUCAGGGAGCCCGGCGGCACCGGCGAGCAACCGGCGGCACGGUCCUGAGUACCCGGGCAGCGGCGGCCGCCCGCCAUGGAUUGCAGCCUCCUCCGGACCCUCGUGAGCCGAUACUGUGCUGGAGAAGAGAAUUGGGUGGACAGUCGGACUAUUUAUGUUGGGCAUCGUGAACCACCUCCAGGCACUGAAGCGUACAUUCCACAGAGAUUUCCAGAUAACCGAAUAGUCUCAUCAAAGUACACGUUUUGGAACUUUGUACCGAAAAAUUUGUUUGAGCAAUUCAGAAGAAUAGCUAACUUCUAUUUUCUGAUAAUUUUCCUUGUUCAGUUAAUUAUUGAUACACCUACUAGUCCAGUUACAAGUGGACUUCCACUUUUAUUUGUCAUCACCGUAACAGCUAUCAAACAGGGUUAUGAAGAUUGGCUUCGACAUAAAGCUGACAAUGCAAUGAACCAAUGCCCUGUUCAUUUCAUUCAACAUGGUAAACUGGUUAGAAAGCAAAGCCGAAAAUUAAGAGUUGGAGAUAUUGUAAUGGUAAAAGAAGAUGAAACAUUCCCAUGUGACUUAAUAUUUCUAUCAAGUAGUAGAGGAGAUGGAACGUGUUUUGUUACAACAGCUAGUUUGGAUGGCGAAUCCAGUCAUAAAACUUACUAUGCUGUUCAAGAUACAAAGGCAUUUCACAAUGAACAAGAAAUUGAUGCACUGCAUGCUACCAUUGAAUGUGAACAACCUCAGCCUGACCUUUAUAAAUUUGUUGGUCGAAUAAAUGUUUACCAUGAUAGGAAUGAGCCUACUGCAAGGCCAUUAGGAUCCGAAAAUCUGCUUCUUAGAGGAGCCACUUUAAAGAAUACAGAAAAAAUCUUUGGUGUUGCUAUCUACACUGGCAUGGAGACUAAGAUGGCAUUAAAUUACCAGGCAAAAUCACAGAAGCGAUCUGCUGUAGAAAAAUCAAUGAAUGUAUUCCUUAUUGUAUACCUCUGUAUUCUCAUCAGUAAAGCACUAAUAAAUACUGUCCUGAAGUAUGUCUGGCAGAGUGAACCAUUUCGUGAUGAGCCAUGGUAUAAUCAGAAAACAGAGCCAGAAAGGAAAAGAAAUCUGUUUCUUCGAGCUUUUACAGACUUCCUUGCAUUCAUGGUUCUUUUCAACUACAUUAUUCCUGUAUCCAUGUAUGUCACUGUGGAAAUGCAAAAAUUUCUUGGUUCUUAUUUCCUUACAUGGGAUGAGGAAAUGUUUGAUGAGGACACGGGUGAAGGACCACUGGUGAAUACUUCUGACCUCAAUGAAGAGCUGGGACAGAUUGAGUAUGUCUUCACAGAUAAAACAGGAACGUUAACUGAGAACAACAUGGAAUUCGUAGAAUGUUGCAUUGAAGGGCACGUUUAUGUACCACAUGUUAUCUGCAAUGGCCAAAUUCUCCACGACUGUACAGGCAUUGAUAUGAUUGAUUCUUCUCCAGGAGGAAGUGGAAAGGAGAGAGAGGAACUAUUUUUUCGAGCUCUUUGUCUUUGCCACACUGUUCAGGUAAAAGAUGAUGACAGUGUAGAUGGAUUGAAGAAAAACCAGCUCUCAAGAAGAUCUUGUAUAUAUAUUUCAUCAUCACCUGAUGAAGUUGCUUUAGUUGAGGGAAUACAGAGACUUGGUUACACCUAUCUAAGGCUGAAGGACAAUUUUAUGGAGAUCUUAAAUCGGGAAAAUAACAUAGAGAAGUUUGAAUUAUUAGAGGUUUUGAGUUUUGAUUCUGUGAGACGGCGAAUGAGCGUAAUUGUUAAAUCUUCAACAGGUGAUAUAUUUCUGUUUUGUAAGGGAGCAGAUUCUUCCAUAUUUCCUAGAGUCAAAGAAGGCAAAAUUGACCAAGUACGAUCCAGAGUUGAACGCAACGCAGUGGAGGGACUGCGAACGUUGUGUGUUGCAUAUAAAAAGCUUACAGCGGAAGAAUAUAGUAAUGCGCAGAAGCUGCUUCAGAACGCAAAGUUGGCCCUCCAGGACCGGGAAAAGAAACUGGCAGAAGUGUAUGAGAAGAUAGAAAGAGAUUUUAUUUUACUUGGUGCUACAGCUGUUGAAGAUCGACUACAAGAAAAGGCUGCUGACACUAUUGAAGCACUCCAGAAAGCUGGAAUUAAAGUUUGGGUUCUGACAGGAGACAAAAUGGAGACUGCUGCAGCUACUUGCUAUGCUUGUAAACUCUUCCGGAGAAAUACACAAAUACUUGAGCUAACCACAAAGAAAAUUGAGGAACAGAGUUUACACGAUGUGCUUUUUGACCUAAGCAAAACUGUCCUAAGACAUAAUGGCAGCUUAACCAGGGAUACUUUCUCAGGACUUUCAACUGAUAUGCAAGAUUAUGGUUUAAUUAUUGAUGGAGCAGCAUUAUCAUUAAUAAUGAAACCAAGACAAGAUGGGAGCUCUGCUAACUACAGAGAGCUCUUUCUUGAAAUUUGCAGGAACUGCAGUGCAGUGUUAUGCUGUCGAAUGGCACCUCUGCAAAAAGCACAGAUUGUAAAAUUGAUUAAGUUAUCAAAGGAGCAUCCUAUCACAUUAGCAAUUGGUGAUGGAGCAAAUGAUGUCAGUAUGAUUCUAGAAGCACAUGUUGGUAUAGGAAUCAUUGGCAAAGAAGGUCGUCAAGCAGCAAGAAACAGUGACUAUGCAAUACCUAAAUUUAAACAUUUGAAAAAAAUGUUGCUUGUUCAUGGGCAUUUUUAUUAUGUUAGGAUAUCUGAACUUGUGCAAUACUUCUUUUAUAAGAACGUCUGCUUCAUUUUUCCUCAGUUUUUAUAUCAGUUCUUCUGUGGGUUUUCACAACAGACUUUAUACGAUACUGCGUAUCUAACACUGUACAAUAUCAGCUUCACUUCCCUUCCUAUCCUCUUGUAUGGUCUAAUGGAACAACAUGUCAGUGCAGACACACUCAAGAGAGAGCCUUCCCUAUACAGAGAUGUUGCCAAGAAUGCUUUGCUGCGCUGGCGUGCAUUUAUUUAUUGGACAUUCCUAGGAGUGUUUGAUGCUGUGGUAUUUUUCUUUGGUGCCUAUUUCUUGUUUGACAACACAGUUGUGACCAGCAAUGGACAGCUAAUGACAACCAGCACUCACAUGAUGUUUGGAAACUGGACCUUUGGAACACUGGUGUUCACUGUGCUUGUGUUCACAGUUACAUUGAAGCUUGCACUAGAUACACACUAUUGGACGUGGAUAAAUCACUUCAUGAUCUGGGGUUCACUGGUAUUCUACAUUAUCUUUUCUCUGCUCUGGGGAGGAAUUAUUUGGCCUUUUCUCAAUUAUCAGAGGAUGUAUUAUGUGUUCAUGCAAAUGCUGUCUAGUGGUCCUGCAUGGCUGGGUAUAAUUCUGCUCAUAACUGUCAGCCUUCUUCCAGAUGUUCUCAAGAAGGUCUUAUGCAGACAGUUGUGGCCUACAGCAACAGAAAGAAUCCAGAAUGCAUCGAGGCACUGUCGGGAGCACAUCUCGGAAUUCACACCUCUUGCCUGUCUGAAAAGCCCAAGAUACAGGAGCAGUGACUGCAGCAAUUCCCCAGCAAGAAGAACAAACUGGUGUUUCCUCUGUGCAAAUCUGCUUUCAAGAAACACUCUCUAAUGUUCACUUCCUUCUUUAACAGCAUAGUGUCUCCAUAACUGCUCCUAUAAAUGUCUUGAAACUGGUAAGCGCUAACCAAAUGUAUGUGAAGACUUAGAAAGUAUUUCAAGCUUUUCAGCCACUAAAGUUCAUAUAUUCCUGCAGUGGCUUUUGGCAAAAGAUCCUUUUUGCUUUACCAUGUACAAUAAGUGUUUGUUCAGCCACUUAAUGUAAAAGCUUACAGUUUACUUUCUUGCUUGCAUUAGCCUGUUUGUCUUGACCCAACUGGCUUGCAAAUAUAAAAGGAAAAAAUAGCUUAAUUGAGCAACUGCACUACUUUUCUUUUGGAAGCCAGUGGGAUCAUUGUGCUCAUGCUACUGUCUCUGUUACAAAAGCUUUAAUGGAAAUUUGUGAAAGUAUUAUGAAAGUGAAAAAGUCUGUGAUUCUACUUUGCAGAACAAUCUAAAAAUCAGUUUAUAGAGCUUUAAUUUUUUACCUUAUGAAAAUUCACAGAAUUUUAAUCUGCGCUGUCUCUGACAUAAAUUCUGUGCUAUGUACGCAUUGCAUUUUAAAUGUCCUUUCAUGAUCUAAUGUAAAGUAGAAUCUGCGAAAGUUGCUGUAUGGGGGGUGGGGGGUAGUUAUCUGUGCAUUAAACAUUAACGAUGUCUGUAGUCAUCAGCACCAAAUACUGACACUUAUUUUUAACUGUACAAUUAUAGGUGCAUUUAUUUAAAAAUAAAUCAGCCUUCAAAUCUAAUAUUUAGAUUAUCCUAUACCACUUCAUUUAUUUGAUUUGAAGAGUCAGUGUGUGAAUACAUUACUGUAAAGUUUCUUUUCAGUGCUAUUUUUAACUUUUAUUUCUGUAGAUAACCAAAUAUAACUUGUUUAUAUUCAGUCACAUUUUGGAUCCUUAUGUAGAAUAUAUAAGCAGGAGACAUGAAUCUGCUUGCAAUAAAUAUAAACAUUCAAGACUGGUUUAAGUUUGCUCACAAGUAAUUAAAAUAAUUCUAGUAUGAAUAUGAGAUGGUUUCAUAUUAGUCUGUAAUAAAAUGUAAGUAGAUAACAGA
This is a messenger RNA of Aquila chrysaetos chrysaetos, 4786 nucleotides long. RefSeq names its product ATPase phospholipid transporting 11A (gene ATP11A). Bases 231 to 3740 code for a protein of 1169 amino acids. NCBI's taxonomy places the organism in Eukaryota, Metazoa, Chordata, Aves, Accipitriformes, Accipitridae. The record is from RefSeq and is a predicted model, not a curated record. The transcript is spliced from 32 exons. Gene Ontology annotation, biological process: phospholipid translocation. Gene Ontology annotation, molecular function: ATP hydrolysis activity; ATPase-coupled intramembrane lipid carrier activity; magnesium ion binding. Gene Ontology annotation, cellular component: plasma membrane; endoplasmic reticulum; recycling endosome.